AUGGCCAGCGAAGACAGUAAGACACUUGUAAAUAAAGAAUUUCUUACAGGCGUUGUUGAAGGGUUUUAUGGUCGGCCUUGGACAUAUCCUCAACGGAAAGAACUGUUUCGGAGGAUGAAUCAAAUGGGGAUGAAUGCUUACCUAUAUGCUCCUAAGGAUGAUAUAAAACACAGACAGUCAUGGAGGGAUUUGUACACUCCAGAGGAAGAGCAGCAACUUCAGUUUUUGAUCACUGAGUCCACUGAAGCUGGAGUACUUUUUAUUUUUGCUAUAUCACCGGGCUUAGAUGUAACGUUCUCUAGUGCUAAAGAAGUAGAUAUCUUAAAGAAAAAAGUUGAUCAGGUUUCAAAACUUGGUUGUCGUGCAUUUGCCCUUCUUUUUGAUGAUAUUGAACCGCGCCUAUGUCCUGCAGAUCGAGAGGUAUUUAACUCAUCAGCCCGUGCUCAGGUUAUGUUCGCGAAUGAAAUUUACAAUCAUUUAGGAUGUCCAGAUGUCUUUUUGUUCUGUCCAACGGAGUACAGUGCAAGUUUAGCAGUACCUAAUAUUAAUAAGUCAGAAUAUCUAGCGACAGUCGCUUCCUGUUUAGCACCAGGUAUCGCUGUAAUCUGGACCGGUCCGCUUGUAGUAUCUAAACGAAUUUUAACUAAGGAGCUGAAGGAAUUAUCUACUUUACUACAACAUCCUAUCGUUUUAUGGGACAAUCUACAUGCUAAUGAUUAUGACCAGCGUCGCGUAUUUAUAGGACCGUACAGUGGUCGACCCUUAGCUUUACGUCGCCAAGGCUUGCUUAGAGGAGUGCUGACCAAUCCGAAUUGUGAAUUUGAAGCAAACUAUGUGGCGUUUCAUACUCUUGCACAAUGGUCGAGACAAGCUGGUAGCAAACAUAUAAUACAAUCAACUGAUACAGAAAUGCUAUGUACAAGCGAGGAUUUUGAAUCUAAUGCUUCUGAUGAUAACGAAGUGAUUGAUGAUGGUAUCGAUGAUCAAAAGUCAGGUGAUAUUAAUGAACACCCGUCUGUCUGUCAGGAUGACUGUGUAAGUAGAAAACGACAAUAUGCAUCUGUUUACAGACCUCGUGAGGCUCUCCGUAUAGCUUUGCGAGACUGGCUUGCAUUAAUGCUUCAGGUUGGUGCUUCAAAACCUAGCACGGCUAUAGGUACUCCUACACCUAUGGAUACAGAUAAUCUUGAAACUGGUCAAAACGAAGCUCCCAUGCAGGUUGAAUCCACCUCUUCCAAUGUCGUCAUGACUUCUGAUAAUAAUUCUUCUGAAACCCCUAUUUCAGGUGAUGUAAAUUCAGUUACUGUUACCUUAGAGGAUUUGGAAAUGUUCGCUGAUCUUUUCUAUUUACCUUUCUCUCAUGGACCCUCAGCUAUUCGUCUACUAGAAUUAGGACAUUGGUUACGUGAAUAUUCGUAUGUUUGUGGACCUAACCCAUCUGAUCUUGAGAAAGCAACUGAAUGGAACAAAAAGUUAUCAGAUUAUAUAGAUAUGGUUUCUACAAUUGGUCGAAUACGAGAUCGUAUACAACAUUUACCAUCUAAAAGUAUCUCCUAUGAACUAGUACCAUAUAUAACCGAAGUUCAUAGUGUAGUUGGAAUUAUCCUGGAUUAUUUCCGAUGGUUAGAAACUGGAGUCAUGGCUUUUCGUAGCAUGUCUCAUUUAAAGCGGCUUCUAACAUGGUUUUCGCCUGGUUACCGUGAUAUGGUAACAUCUGGUGAUCAAGAACCAUGGACAUUUCGUGGUGGAUUGAUAACAGAACUUCAGAGAAUUUUACCUCUCGAAUCUGCUCAAGAUCUUUUCCCUGCUCCAAGUCGUGCUGUCCCAGGCAUGACUACCAUUCCUUGUUUGAAUUGGCCUGAUAAUGCAUCAAGUGUAUACACACCACUUGCGCCUUCUGUUCCCCCAAUGAUUCCAAUUCAACCUUCAAUUUUCCCAAAUUUUUCAAGGUUUCCAUCAUAUAUAGUUCGACCAUAUAGACCUGAAGAUAAAUCAUGUAUGUAUGGCUUAUUCAGAAAACUACUUUUGACUCGUGUUGGUUUACCUGAAAACGCUCUUCCAUUAGAAUUCCAGGAUUUACCAGGUGACAAGUAUUUACUUCCAUUUCUACAACAUUCACCUGAAAAUUGUUUUAUGGUUAUGGGUCCACCCUUCCUGCAGACCUCAGUUGAUUGCUCUAGCUCAGUCACAAAUACUGAUCAUUCUACCACAGGUAAUUGUGUUGGCUUUGGUGUUUCAGCACCAGAUGCUGUAUGUUGGGCUCGUGAACGUACUACUCACUAUCGAGAGUCAAUGAAAUUGAAAUAUCCACGUGAUUUCCAAAUUGGAGUACACAAUUUAUCGCAUUGUAACAAAUUAGUCGUUGGAAAUGGUGAGACCAACAACUCUAACUUGAACGUUGUUAGUGCGACUGAUACUGCUCGAUUGGAACCUCCUGUAAUUUCAUCUGCCCCACUUUCCCCUUUAACAGAUGAUCGUUCUUCAAGCAUUACUCCAAAUCAAAAUUCUGUGGCUGUCGAAGAAUUCAUCAAGUCUAUGAUUUCUUCUUUCCACAAUGAUACAUCUGAAGUUGUUGAUAUUGCUGCAGCUGUGAAUUUACUCCCUCCUCCCGAACCACUUGGUGGAUGCCUUCCCAUGGAGCCACCACUAUCUGGUUGUUUGGAACAAUGUGAACCUAAUUGUACGACUGCUCCAAUCACUUCUAAUAUUCCUACUAAUUUGUCAUCUCAAUUAGAAUUAAAGUCUUCUUUUCCUAUUGAUGAAUGUGGUGCAACUAUCCCAGCUUUACCUUUGCCUACACCUAUUUUACCAGAUACCGCUCCUCCAUCUCCACCAUCUGGAACUACUUGUGCACCAUCAUUAGUGCCUGAGACAUGUUCAAGUAGUCCUGCAACAACAAAUUCAGUGAUAGCUCGGAAUCUUAUUGUUGCUGGUGGACCAGAAGCACUUCAUAGUGCUUUAACAGCUCAUCCCGCUAUUAUAUGGAUUGAAUUUGAUGAUAUAGGAUUAAAUAGUUGUGUUAAUGGUCCUACACCUGCUAUGCUUAUUAAUCAUAAUCUUGGAUUAUGUGCAGAUUCACCUGAAGUGUUGUUGGAUUCUGUAGCACGUCGAUUAUUUAUUUGUUUGUUAGCGGCAUUGAAGACAGUUGGCGCUCAUGGAGCACAUGUACAGUUGGAUACUAUCAAUGAACAUCGGGCAGAACUUUAUCGACGUUUUGGUUUUUAUCCUAUUCCAGCAGCUUCAAAUGAACAAACAACUGUUUUAGCUCGUUUAAUUUGA
Schistosoma mattheei is the source of this 3279-nucleotide messenger RNA. The record is from the annotation of a GenBank genome assembly. Lineage: Eukaryota; Metazoa; Platyhelminthes; Trematoda; Strigeidida; Schistosomatidae.